AAUCAUGAAAGGAUGAGACUAUCAGAAAAUGGUUUAACUCUGACAAUCAGAGAUCUAACAGAGAGUGAUGGAAAACAUUACUGCUGCAGUGAAUCUACUCCAGAUAAAACAGACAGCUGCCCACACAACAGUAUUCAGCUCCAGGUUGCAGAUCUUCAGGUAAAGGUGUUUCCUGCCACAGAGGGACAGAAAGUAACUCUGAUGUGCACAACCAGCUGUCUUCUGACUGAAAGCCCUGCAGCCUUCAUCUGGUACAAGAACAGAAAGUUCCUCUAUGAGGACUGGUCCCCCUGGUACCAAGAGCUGGUCAGCAGUGAUCAGGCAGUCAGAUACUCCUGUGCUAUCAAAGGCUACGAGGACCUCAGAGCUCCUGAGGUCUCAGUGGAUUCUGUCACAUGGAACUGCUUCAGUGUGACCUACGCUGAAGGCAGAAUGUGUUCCUACAAACAGACAUCAGAGAAACAGUCCUGCUCCAUCACAUUUCCCACAGAACUUCAAGUUGAAAGGACAGAAGCACAGAAAGACAAUUUUAGACUAACGUGUAACUCCAACUGUUCUCUUACUGACCUUCAACCUUCCUUUCAGUUGUAUAAAAACACACAACGUGGUUUACAGAAAGUUGAUCAGAAAGCUUUUGUUACCAGAACAUCAUCAGAGAGCUUUUUCUGUUCUGUGGAGGAUCUUAAGGAUCUGCUCUCUAAUGAAGUUUGUGUUGAUGGUAACGACUGCUCUAGUGUGAAUUAUGUGAGCAGGAGAAUCUGUGGCCUGAAGGGUUCAUCAGUGAACAUCUCCAGCAUUUACUCACUUCCUGGAAACCUACAGCCACAGACUAAACUCUGGUUUAAAGAGAAGAUAAAUAUGAAGCAGGAAACAGAACAGCUGAUGGAGGAUAAAGAUGAUGUGAAGAAUCUGGACAACAUGAAGAACCAACACAUCCUCAGAUUAGACAACCUGGAUGAGAAGGACAUAGGAGAAUAUAAAUUCAGAAUGAAAUCACAGAAUGAUGAACUGAUAAAGUCUGAUUAUCCAGGAGUUACUCUGGUUGUCACAGAGCUCCUAGUGGAUCUGAGACCUGCUGCAGAGGUGACUGAGGGUCAGAGAGUCACCUUAACCUGCAGGACCAGCUGUCCUCUUAGUGAAAACACAAACUACACUUGGUACUUGAACAGUCAGCAUCUGAGUCUCACAGAAACACAAAGCAAACAGCUCAUUAUAGAUGCAUUUAGCCGCCAGGAUGAAGGAAACUACUCCUGUGGAGUUGAAAUGAUCAGAUCAGCUGUAAAGACUCUGACUGUCCAACGAAGAACAGUAAACUGGAAACCAGCAGCUGCAGGACUUUCUGCCGCUCUCUUGGUUCUGGUAUCUCUCAGUGUUUUCUUGUAUAGAAGCUGGAAAUAUAAGAUUUCCAGUCAGCCUCCUAGACAUGAGAUAGUUAACUACCCGGAGGAGGAAACAUCUUGGGUUAUUUAUGAAAACUGUGGAGCAGAGCCUGAACUUCACUUUCCUUUCCCAAAGAUGAGAUCCUUUCCACUCCAGCAUCCAACCAUUUCAGUAGCGAGAAGAGGACCACGUUCUCCACAUCACAGUCAACCUUCAACCUAAGACCGCUCCAUACUAAAAGCUAUCUUGUG
Girardinichthys multiradiatus is the source of this 1631-nucleotide messenger RNA. RefSeq lists its product as uncharacterized. The record is from RefSeq and is a predicted model, not a curated record. The coding region runs from base 13 to 1602 and encodes 529 amino acids. Lineage: Eukaryota; Metazoa; Chordata; Actinopteri; Cyprinodontiformes; Goodeidae. The transcript is spliced from 8 exons.